CGGUCAUGUGAUCAGCUGUGUCCAAUCACAGCUGAUCACAUGGCACUGAUGAUCAGUGUGCCCUGAUGAUCAGUGUGGCCCCAGAAGUGCCACCUGUCAGUGCUCAUCAGUGCCACUGCCCAUCAGUGCCACAUCAAUGCCACAUAUCAGUGCAUACCAGUGCACAUCAAUGCCACAUAUCAGUGCCCAUCUGAGCUGCCUUUCAAUGUCACCCAUCAGUGCCAGUCAGUGCCACCUAUCAAUGCCAAUCAGUGCCACCUAUCAGUGCUGCCAAUCAGUGCCACCUAUCAGUGCCAGUCAGUGUCGCCUAUCAGUGCGCAUCAGU
This is a messenger RNA of Staurois parvus, 325 nucleotides long. Lineage: Eukaryota; Metazoa; Chordata; Amphibia; Anura; Ranidae. The record is from the annotation of a GenBank genome assembly.